ACUAGUUAAGUUCCAGUUUUCUUGACAGGAUGACAGCAAAGUUCGUUUUCUCUGGCUUUUCUUGGGAAAUUAAUUAUUGAUAUUAAUUUUAAAUUCUCGAAAUUAAGUUGAAAUGGCGCUGAAAAAGUGCUUUUUAUGGGGCGGAGCUUUGGUUGUUAUCACAGUCGCCAUUUCCAUGACGCUAUAUCUAGUCUUACCAGGAUCUAACGAUGGAGCCAAGGGUACUGAAAAUCCCGGGAAUGGAAGUCACGGAAGCAACGAAACUAAUGGAGAAUCUAACAAUGGAACCGAGAAUGGUGGAAAUGCCAGUAAUGAAGAGAACGAAAGCGGUGGCGAAGAUAACAUCAAGGCUUUUCCACGGACGUUAGUGAUCAAGAGCGGUAGUUGCAUUCUUACGGGUAUGGAUGUCGACAAUCUCAGCAAUAGAACUUUUGUACACGAAGACUCGAGCUUCGGCACCGGCUGUCAAUUUGACUUGUAUUUGAGGGAUUCGAUCUUUUACAAUGAUCAUCCCGAAAGCAUUAAGUCUACCUCAGACAAGUAUCCCGAGAUGGCAAUACCGGCCAACUACUACACGUCUGGAUUCAAGCAGUCGUGGUACACUCUCGCAGUCGACUUCGUCAACAAAAAGGUUUACGCGAUUUCGACCCAAAAAAGUGGUGAAGCUUACAAACUCUUUGUGUUGGAUAUUUUAAAGCAGCACUACGCCAUUGUGCUUACCGAUUUAUAUGCGCCUACCGAUCUGGUUCUCGAUCCCGCUGUGGGAUUGCUCUUCAUCUCGCAGCAGUCGUCGAUUUUAAGAGCAAGUAUGGAUGGCUCGUUACCAACCACAAUUCUGAACCGUCCCGACCUAGCACCAGUCGUGUCAUUAGACAGCUCAACCCAGAGAAUCUACUGGGCCACUCAGUCAGCCAUCGAGAGCGUGGACUACGCCGGCAAUGACCGCCGCGCAGUCGUGAAAAUCAGUACCAGUCCUCCAACCGAUUUGGCAAGCAUCGGUAACCGAAUCUUCUGGCUAACCGCUGUGUCUGCAUCAUCGAAUAAAAAGACGUUGUGGACCUGCCAGACCAAAGGGUUGAGCGGUGCAUGCGAUUCAGCCAAAGAUCUGCAACUUGCGGACGACUAUAAUGUAGGUCAGAUCAAGGCCUACGAUUUUCAGGAACUGUACUCUGUUGUGAGGACCAAAUCGAAUCCUUGCAGGAAGGAUAAUGGAGGAUGCGAGCAGCUUUGUCUGUUGAGUAAUAGCAGCAGCGAGGGUUACAGCUGUGCUUGCGAACUAGGCCAGAAGCUGAAAGAGGACCAGAAGAGUUGCACUGGAACUAUCGGCCAGGGUUUCUUGAUGUACGUGCAAGGCUUAUUUUUCCGUAGCAGGAUGAUGGAUCAUCUUGGUAUCAAGGACGAGGAGUCUCGAUUCGGUGAAGCGAUCUACCCUGUGGAUGUUUUUACGGGCCCACUUAAUAAAGCCAAGGUUAUUCACUUUGCGCACGACGUACGCGAGCAUCUGGCCUACUACGUUGACGACGAGGAUGUGAGGGAGCUAAGUUUAGUAGAAAUCAGGAAAAAACCAUUCAUCAUCGAUUCUACUUCUGAUAGCGAGAUUUACAUUGCCACCGACUGGGUUUCAAAAACGAUCUACUUCAGCAUGAGCUCGUUCGAAGACUGGAGGAGAAAAAACUCGUUGCGUGUCUACCCCUACGGCUACUUUUCGAACAAUAGGUAUUACAAGAGUCUGGCCUCCUACAACGACCAAUACAGGAUUAGGAACGUUGUAGUACAUCCGAAUCGUGGUUAUGUAUUUUACAUACUUACGGAGCUGAAUAGCGAUACCUCGAGGCUGGUGAGGAUAAACAGCGAUGGAUCGGAUAAGCAGGAUUUCCUAGAGAAUCGGCGAGUCAGGGAAAUCGGUCUGUCGAUUGACUUUCUAGAGGACAGACUGUGCUGGUUCAGUGAGGAUGGAACCAAAUUGGAGUACGUCAAGAUCGAUGGCUCGAUCGAUUCGUUAAGAAGCAUCGACAUUUCAAUGGUAUCCGCUCCGCAAACCAUGACUUUCGACAAAAGUUUCGCUUAUGUCAGCAAUUGGGCAAAUGUCUGGCGCCUGGACAAGGCAACCGGCGCCUCAGCUGAGCGUUUAAAACACGUGAAUCCAGAAUCUCGAGAAAUGCUGUCCGGUGUAAGCUACCACAGUCCAGAAGCACAACCUCUUAUCGACAAUCAUCCCUGUGCUGUCAAUAAAGGUGGCUGUCGGAGAUUCUGCUUCGCAGUGCCUGAUAGCAAAGAGCCUGUAGGACUGAAGAAGCAGUGCGGCUGUUAUGACGAUGAAACGCUUCAACCUGAUGGAAGGACCUGUGUUUAAAAUUAUAGGACUAAGCCAUUCACGUUAUAAUUCAAUGCUUGCAGGAAAGAAAAAUAUGUUUGUAAAUAAACUUUAUAUUAUAUUUA
Nasonia vitripennis (jewel wasp) is the source of this 2439-nucleotide messenger RNA. RefSeq names its product low-density lipoprotein receptor-related protein-like. The transcript is spliced from 6 exons. The record is from RefSeq and is a predicted model, not a curated record. Bases 113 to 2353 code for a protein of 746 amino acids. NCBI's taxonomy places the organism in Eukaryota, Metazoa, Arthropoda, Insecta, Hymenoptera, Pteromalidae.